This is a messenger RNA of Rhinopithecus roxellana (golden snub-nosed monkey), 3565 nucleotides long. It is a transcript of the gene HHIPL1, whose product is annotated as HHIP like 1. The record is from RefSeq and is a predicted model, not a curated record. NCBI's taxonomy places the organism in Eukaryota, Metazoa, Chordata, Mammalia, Primates, Cercopithecidae. Gene Ontology annotation, cellular component: membrane. Bases 176 to 2524 code for a protein of 782 amino acids. The transcript has 9 exons.
CUUCAGUCCCGCCGCAUGUCCCCGACCAGAGGUGGCCUCCUAGAAGGGGAGGUCCCCAAACUGGAGGCCCUGCGUGUAGGGGAGGGGAGCGCCCGCCCCUUCCCCGCCGCUGCGAGCGCCCCGGGAGGGGACUCGGGCUGCCGUCCCUCCGCCUCUUCCCCCGCGGGGCGAAGCGAUGGCUCGGGCCGGGGCCGGGGCGCUGCUGGCGCUUUGGGUGCUCGGGGCUGCCGCGCAUCCGCAGUGCCUGGACUUCAGGCCGCCCUUCCGGCCGCCGCAGCUGCUGCGCCUCUGCGCGCAGUACUCGGACUUCGGCUGCUGCGAUGAAGGGCGCGACGCCGAACUGACCCGCCGCUUCUGGGACCUGGCGAGCCGCGUGGACGCCGCCGAGUGGGCCGCGUGCGCCGGCUACGCGAGGGACCUGCUGUGCCAGGAGUGCUCUCCGUAUGCAGCCCACCUCUAUGACGCUGAGGACCCGUUCACACCCCUGCGCACGGUGCCCGGGCUCUGCCAGGACUACUGCCUGGACAUGUGGCAUAAGUGCCGGGGGCUGUUCCGUCACCUCUCAACUGAUCGGGAGCUUCAGGCGCUGGAGGGCAACCGUGCCAGGUUCUGCCGCUACCUGUCCCUGGAUGACACGGACUACUGCUUCCCUUACCUGCUGGUCAACAAGAACCUCAACUCAAACCUAGGCCAUGUGGUGGCCGAUGCCAAGGGCUGCCUGCAGCUGUGCCUGGAGGAGGUGGCCAAUGGGCUGCGCAACCCCGUGGCCAUGGUCCAUGCCAGGGAUGGCACCCACCGCUUCUUCGUGGCUGAGCAGGUGGGGCUGGUGUGGGCCUACCUGCCCGACCGCUCGAGGCUGGAGAAGCCUUUCCUGAACAUCAGCCGGGCGGUGCUCACCUCGCCCUGGCAGGGUGACGAACGUGGCUUCCUGGGCAUUGCCUUCCACCCCAGCUUCCGGCACAACCACAGGCUCUACGUCUACUACUCAGUGGGUAUCCGCACCAGUGAGUGGAUCCGCAUCAGCGAGUUCAGGGUCUCUGAGGAUGAUGAGAACGCCGUGGACCACAGCUCUGAGAGGAUACUCCUGGAGGUCAAAGAACCAGCUUCAAACCACAAUGGGGGUCAGCUGCUGUUCGGGGAUGACGGUUACCUCUACAUCUUCACCGGAGAUGGCGGGAUGGCCGGAGACCCCUUUGGGACAUUCGGAAAUGCCCAAAACAAGUCGGCGCUGCUGGGCAAGGUGCUGCGCAUCGACGUGGACCGUAAGGAGCGCGGCCUGCCCUAUGGCAUCCCGCCCAACAACCCGUUCGUGGGCGACCCCACCGCGCAGCCCGAGGUCUAUGCCCUGGGCGUGCGCAACAUGUGGCGCUGCUCCUUCGACCGCGGCGACCCCGCGUCGGGCGCGGGUCGCGGGCGCCUCUUCUGCGGCGACGUGGGCCAGAACAAGUUUGAGGAGGUGGACCUGGUGGAGCGCGGCGGCAACUACGGCUGGCGCGCGCGCGAGGGGUUCGAGUGCUACGACCGCAGCCUGUGCGCCAACUCCUCCCUCAAUGACGUGCUGCCGAUUUUCGCCUACCCUCACACGAUUGGCAAGUCGGUCACAGGGGGCUACGUGUACCGGGGCUGCGAGUACCCCAAUCUGAACGGCCUCUACAUUUUUGGGGAUUUCAUGACCGGGCGUCUGAUGUCCCUCCAAGAGAACCCAGGGACAGGCCAGUGGCACUACAGUGAGAUCUGCAUGGGCCAUGGCCAGACCUGUGAGUUCCCAGGCCUCAUCAACAACUACUACCCGUACAUCAUCUCAUUUGGGGAGGAUGAGGCCGGGGAGCUGUACUUCAUGUCGACAGGGGAGCCGAGUGCCACAGCUCCACGCGGGGUUGUCUACAAAAUAAUUGACCCGUCCAGGCGGGCACCACCUGGCAAGUGUCAGAUCCAGCCUGCUCAGGUGAAGAUCAGAAGCCGCCUCAUCCCCUUUAUGCCCAAAGAAAAGUUCAUCCCGAAGACACGGAGCACUGCGCGGCCUACAGCGCGGGCGCCCACCCGGGCGCCCCGCCGCAGGCGCCCCACGGUCGCUCCGCCCCCGCCCACCCCGCAGCCAGCGCGGCCCACCCAGCAGUCAGGGAGCCGGAGGGGCGGCGGGCGCCGGCGGGGGCGGCUGAACUCGGCGAACCGGGCGUUCCGGGAUGGUGAGGUGCGCCUGGUACGGCCCGCGGGCCUGAGCUCUGGCAGCGGGCGCGUGGAGGUGUUCGUGGGCGGACGCUGGGGCACCGUGUGCGACGACUCCUGGAACAUCAACGGCGCCGCCGUCGUGUGUCGCCAGCUGGGGUUUGCCUACGCCGUGCGCGCCGUCAAGAGCGCCGAGUUCGGCCAGGGCGGCUCGCUGCCCAUUCUGCUGGACAAUGUGCGUUGCGCGGGCUGGGAGCGCAACCUGCUGGAGUGCCAGCACAACGGCGUGGGCACCCAUAACUGCGAGCACGACGAGGAUGCGGGCGUCGUGUGCAGCCACCAGAACCCCGACCUGUAGGCAACACGCCGCUGCCCCCAGGCCAUCCCGCCGGCGGGGAAGCCUGGCAGGGGCCGCUCCGCCCUGUGUGCGCCCGGCAGGUGCACACGCUUUCUAGGGUGAAGGGGGUGCGGGUGUGUGCUGUCCUGGGGACCUGUGUGAGGCGCUGCAGUGCAUGUGUAUCCUCCGCAGACCCAAGGCAGGAGUGUGUGUUGGCGGGGGUGUGGGCGGGGGUCAUGGUCCAUCAUGGGCGGGAGGAGUUCCUUUCUUACCUCCAAGCAUUCCAGACACCAGCAGGAACACAGCCCGGCUGUAGGACCCUGAGGAGGAAGGGCAGCCAGGCUUCGAGGACGGACAUGGCCCCUGGCUUUGCUAACAGAGGCACAGCUGGCAGACUGAGGGCGGUGGGGGAAACCAGGCUUGUCCUGCCCACAGCUGGAAUGGAAGGUGCCAGAACAUCCGGAGGGUGGCCUGAGGAAUGUGGCCCAGAGCGCAUGGCCUGGUGCCCGCCCCCUUCCCCUUGACCCCCGCAGUCAGAGGCACUGGAGAGAAUCGGAAGGCAUCCAGUGGGGAAAGCCUUCCGGAGGCUGGGAGCAGGGUGAGCUGCAGGCCUGGGGCCCCACUGGAGGGGCAGGCUGCGUGGAGGAGCCAGCACCCGCUCAGGAAGGAUGGCUGGGAGGACUGGAUGACCUCCGAGGCCGUGUGCUGGAGAAGCCGCUCAACAGCAUACCCAGCCCUUGUGGGUGCUCCUGGGAUGGCGCCAGCCUCCUCCAACCCUGACGUCUGAUUCUCUCUUGCUCUCGGGGCAGGAGCCACCCACACUAGCUGGGCAGAGCUUUCACCCUGACCCUCCAGUGAGUGGGUGGGCCUCCACUACUUUCAAAGCUGUGUUUGGGCUCUGGGGCCACCUCUGUCCUUUCCAUCCCCGUCCCUGCUCAGUGUAAACCCAGGAGACCUGAUUCCUCCAGCCGUACCUUGGGGCUGAUCAGGCUGGGGGUUCAGUGAGACUACGGACAUCUGUUCACCCAGGGCUAUGCCAACAAUGUGGCUGUCUACACACCA